AUGACGAGUCCACAUCCAAGCGCCGCCCUUCUCUCCACCGCAAACGAGUCCCUCGCGCCAGUCCUUCCCAUCCUCAACGCCUUUGCCCACCGCCAUAGGAAUCAGCACCAUUCCUCCCACUGGUGGUCUUCCUUUUCUCUCGUCCGUCGCGCUGCGCGCAACCUCUCGACCGACCUCACAUCUCGCCCCCGGUCGAUCAAGAACAAGAACAAACCUGGAAAUGUCGAGGGCGACAACCAUCCAGCUCUGGCGCGCGCAAACGCCUUCUCCCAGCUCGCCGCCGACAACCAACAUGCCCCCCUUGGCCUCCUACUCCUCUCUAUCCUCGCCCGCAUCAACCGUAUCCUCUCCGAUCUUGUGCCCGCCGAUCAAAACACAAUACCUGCAGCUUCAGCUUCAGCUUCAGCAAAUCCAACUACUACCGGCUCAAUCCUCUCCUCCAAUUCCCAGACUUCAACACCUGCCGAGACGGUUAGCCCAGAUAUAGACAUGGGCGUUACCAUUUCGCGCAACGAAGUGCUACCCAUUCGAAAAACGACUACGUCACAACCGGAAACCAAACCAGACGCCCACUUAACAGACCCUCCUUCCAAGGAGCGCAAGCUCAAGAGUCUAACAAAAGACACAAAAAAGAGCUCGUCAAAAGAUCCAGCCAAGGAUAAACCCAAGAAAAAGAAGAAAAAAGGUGGCGAUGCACUCUCCAGUCUCUUCGGCUCACUAUGA
Messenger RNA from Fusarium keratoplasticum, 723 nucleotides. RefSeq lists its product as uncharacterized. Gene Ontology annotation, biological process: maturation of 5.8S rRNA from tricistronic rRNA transcript (SSU-rRNA, 5.8S rRNA, LSU-rRNA); nuclear-transcribed mRNA catabolic process, RNase MRP-dependent. Bases 1 to 723 code for a protein of 240 amino acids. The record is from RefSeq and is a predicted model, not a curated record. Gene Ontology annotation, molecular function: rRNA primary transcript binding. Gene Ontology annotation, cellular component: ribonuclease MRP complex. NCBI's taxonomy places the organism in Eukaryota, Fungi, Ascomycota, Sordariomycetes, Hypocreales, Nectriaceae. The transcript has 2 exons.